AUGGACAAGCAGAGACAGUUCCUACAAGCGUACGAGUACCUGUGCCAUAUUGGUGAAGCCAAAGAAUGGAUUGAGGAUAUUUUAAAACGUCCCAUCCCUCCAAUCGUUCAAAUGGAAGAAGCCUUGAGAGAUGGUGUCACUCUGGCGGAAGUCGUCGAUGCUCUAUACCCUGAACGGCGGAUUCGCAUAUUCCGACAUCCUAAACUCCAAUUUCGACAUUCCGACAACAUUGCUGUCUUCUUUCGAUUCCUUGCCGAAGUCGAACUACCAGAUCUCUUUCGAUUCGAACUCAUUGACCUCUACGAGAAGAAAAACAUACCAAAAGUCAUAUAUUGCAUACAUGCAUUGAGUUGGCUGUUGUUCAGGAAAGGCAUUGUGGAUUUCAGGAUUGGAAAUCUGGUCGGUCAAUUGGAAUUCGAGCACCAUGAACUUGAAGAGAUGCAGAAGGGAUUGGACAGAGCUGGAGUUAACAUGCCAAGUUUUGGAAAUAUGGGUGCGGACUUUGGCGUGGAACCUACUCCAGAACCAGAACCAGUUGAAAGCGAGGAGGAUCGCAUCGAUCGAGAACUUGGUGAGAACGAGCUUGCUAUCAUCGACCUUCAAGCACAAAUUCGUGGUGCAGCUAUGCGAAUGCGACUCGGAGAUAGUAUGCAAAGAUUAUGGGAUUCCGAGGAGAUGCUGGUGGAGCUUCAAUCUAGGAUACGAGGUGACUUUUCACGACAAAUCGCGGAAUACCGUCUGAAUAUGCGCCGAUUUGCUGUCAACCUACAAAGUAACAUUCGUGGAUUCUUCGUACGCCAACGGCAAUCGAAUAGGGAAUCGUUCUGGAAGAGUAGAGAGGGAGAUGUGCUCAAGCUACAGAAUCUGAUCCGGGCGAAGAAAGCCCGCGACGAGGUACGCAUGAUGAAGUCUGAAUUGCGCCAUGAAGGCACCGCAGUACGAGAGAUUCAAGCCAACAUUCGAGGCUUUCUCGCUCGGAGAUCUCACGUUGCACAACAAAAAGAGGCAAAGACUUCAGCUGGGCCGGUCAAGGAGUUGCAAGCCGCAAUCAGGGGCAUGUUACUCAGAAAACUUGUCGCUGAUGACCACGAAGAUCUUUGGACAGAAGAAUAUUCGAUCAGUUCUAUACAGGCUUUCGCAAGGGCCAUGCUGACCAGAAAUCAGAUGUCUCGUACAAAAGAAGCUCUUCAAGCAUCAGCUCCUAUUUGGAGAGCCAUACAAGCAGUAGCGAGAGGAAACCUGGUGAGAAGUGAUAUUCAGACGACGAAGAAAGAGUUGAAGUCGCAUUCUCACCAAAUAGCAACACUACAGGGCUUCAUCCGAGCUGCUUCCACCCGUCGCGGUGUUGAAACGAUAUUAGCUGCUCUACAGCAGGAGGAACCAUCGAUAUUGGAGCUGCAACAUGCUAUCCGAGGAAUGCUCUUACGGAAAAGAGUCGCGGCUGAUUACGAAGCUCUUUCUUCAGAGACCACCAAGAUCACGAAGCUACAAGCAUUGGCGAGAGCGUACCUCCAGAGACAACAUGUUGGAGCACUUCUGGACGACCUUCAUUCUCACACCCCUGUGAUCGUUCAACUGCAGGCUCUAUCUCGUGCCGUCCUUCUUCGCAAUGAUGUUGGAAUGGUGCUUUCGGAGCUGGAAGCCGAGGAAGAAUCAAUCAUUGCCAUUCAAGCAGCGGCUAAGGCGUGCUUGGUCCGAGCUCAAUUUGCUGAGAAGCAACGGUUUUUCAAGGAGAACAUGGAGAAGGUUGUCAAGAUUCAGAGCUUCGUACGCGGCCGACUCCAAGGUGAAGCUUACAAGAGCUUGACUACUGGAAAGAACCCACCCGUCAACACCGUCAAGAAUUUCGUCCAUUUACUGAACGACAGUGACUUUGACUUCAACGAAGAAAUCGAGUUCGAGCGUCUUCGCAAGACUGUUGUCCAGCAAGUCCGACAAAAUGAGAUGGCUGAGCAGUACAUCGACCAAUUGGACAUCAAGAUUGCUCUUCUGGUAAAGAACAAAAUCACUCUUGAUGAGGUUGUGAAGCAUCAAAAGAAUUUUGGUGGCCAUUCCGGUAACCUGCUUGUCAAUACCACCAUGGUCUCAGGUAAUCAGUUCGAUUUAAAAGCUUUGAACAAGAACUCGAGAAAGAAGCUUGAAUCAUAUCAGCAACUCUUCUUCACCCUCCAGACUCAACCACAAUACUUGGCCCGUCUCUUCAAGCGGAUACGGGAACAAGGCACUGCUGAGAAGGACUGUAAGCGAAUUGAGACCUUGAUGAUGGGACUUUUCGGCUAUGCGCAAAAGCGACGAGAAGAAUAUUAUCUGCUCAAGCUGAUCUCUAGAUCAGCAAAGGAAGAAGUCGAUGGCACGAAGUCAAUACAAGAAUAUCUGCGAGGCAACUUCUUCUGGUCGAAACUCCUUGCCAACUACACUCGAUCGCCAAGAGAUAGAAAAUACCUCCGAGAAUUGCUUGGUCCACUGAUUCAUGCCAAUAUCAUCGAAGACCCAGCUCUCGACCUCGAGAGCGAUCCAAUGCAAAUAUACCGUUCAGCCAUCAACAAUGAAGAACUUCGAACUGGAAGACCUAGCCAGCGUCCUUUAGAUAUUCCUCGAGAAGUUGCCAUUAAAGAUCCUGAGACUCGAGAUAUGUUCAUCGAUCACUUACGAGAUCUUAGAGAGAUCUCCGAUCAGUUUCUUCUUGCUCUUGAAGGUCUUGUCCACAAGCUUCCGUACGGUAUGCGCUUCGUAUGCCAACAGAUUUUCGAGGCUCUCUGCCAACAUUUCCCUCGAGAACGCCAAGAACAUCUUCUUCAGGUUGUCGGCAACUGGUUAUGGAAGUUCUAUUUACAGCCUGCCCUCACAGCGCCAGAGACCAUGGGUGUUGUUGAAAAACAAUUAACCCCGCUUCAAAAGCGCAAUCUUGGUGAGGUAGCAAAAGUGCUCAGCCAGGUUGCAUCUGGCAGAUUGUUCGGUGGCGAGAACAUUUACCUACAGCCUCUGAAUGCAUACAUUGGAGAUGCCAUUCAACGGAUAACCGAAAUCUACUCCAACAUAAUCUCAGUACCUGAUGCAGAAAACACCUUCGACAUUGACGAAUUCAAUGACCUCUACUCCCGAACCAAACCAACACUGUACAUCAAGAUGGGAGACAUUUUCGCCAUCCACAAUCUCAUUGCCAAUGAUCUGCCCCACGUUUGCCCUAACCGAGAUGAUAUGCUUCGAGAAAUCGUGCAAGAGCUGGGAAGCGCGAAGAACAACGAGACAGAGAUGCUAGGAGUCACCUCUGGUGAAAUCAACAUGACGCUCAACCCCAAGCUACACGACAUUGAAGAUCCAGAGGCAGAGGUGAAAGCACUCUUCAUGGAAACCAAGCGAUGCGUAUUGUACAUUAUUCGAGUGCAGUCUGGUCCCAACCUCAUGGAUAUUCUUGUCCGACCAAUCUCCCGUGAGGACGACAUGAAGUGGCACUCUCUACUACGUGAGGAGUUCUCCCAGGGGAGCAAUACUCGAGGUGCUUACUCGGAUGCCAACACCUUGGUAGACAUCAAAUCGAUGUCCUACAAGGAGCUAAAGCGGACAGCGUUGGAGAACAUUAUGAGACUAGAGCAAAUGGGACGAAUCUCGCGGCAUAACUUCUACCAAGAUGUGCUGAACGCCAUCGCCUUGGAUAUUCGUACAAAGAGUCGAAGACGUGUACAGCGACAACGGGAACUUGAAGGCGUCAAACUCACCUUGGCUAACUUGAAUGAGAAAGCUGAGUGGUUGGAAUCUCAAAGAAAGAGCUAUGAUAACUACAUCGAGCAAGCUAUGAUGACGCUGCAGAAGAAAGGGAAAAAGCGGUUCCUUAUGCCAUUUUCGAAACAAUACAACCACGAACGAGAACUCGAACGAUCUGGUCGCAAACCCAAAUUCGGCUCCUUCAAGUACUCCGCCAGGACUCUGUCCGAUAAAGGAGUUCUUGUGUCGUGGAAGGGCUACAAUGAUCGAGAAUGGGACAAGAUCAACCUCACAAUCUCUUGCGACGAAGUCGGAAUUUUCUUUAUCGAAGGUAGCAGAGGAAGCAUUCAAAUUCCCGGUGCUAGUGCUCAAGUACCUAUGGACUCGCUGCUGGCUGCGCAGUUCGCCAAUCACCAGUACAUGGAUCUCUUUGAGGGUGGCAUGAGGCUUAAUGUUAAUCUCUUCUUACAUUUGUUGUACAAGAAGUUUUACCGCACGGAUGGAUGA
This is a messenger RNA of Mollisia scopiformis, 4209 nucleotides long. Its product is annotated as putative ras GTPase-activating-like protein rng2. The transcript has 2 exons. Gene Ontology annotation, molecular function: protein binding; GTPase activator activity. The record is from RefSeq and is a predicted model, not a curated record. Gene Ontology annotation, biological process: regulation of GTPase activity; regulation of actin cytoskeleton organization. The coding region runs from base 1 to 4209 and encodes 1402 amino acids. NCBI's taxonomy places the organism in Eukaryota, Fungi, Ascomycota, Leotiomycetes, Helotiales, Mollisiaceae. Gene Ontology annotation, cellular component: cytoplasm.